CGCUCUACCUCUCCCGCAUCCCCAGGUGGAACGCUCUCCGCACCGCCUCUGCGAGGAUUCCACCGCGAGCCGCUUCCUCCCUCGUCUUGAUUUCUCCGCCGCCCCGCUCUGCUCUAGAUGAUAGUCCUAAGCUCUGCUGAUUGAAUCUUCGAUGGCUUCGACUAAUCAAUACCUCAAAGAAUCAAGAACCUCGUAUUUCCUCGUGAUCUGUUUCGUCCUGGUUUUCAUCUGAUCGAAGGACUCCGUCCGAUCUCUUCUUGGGAUCCCCAUCGCGUUCGGGCUUUUUGGUCGAACGGCUGGGAGGCGUGAAAGAAGAGUGAAAAGUCAAGGGUUCUCUUUUUUUGAUCGGGAUGCCGUUCGUGAGACCUGAUCCGGCGGCCAUGGAUGCGGAGCCGUUCGUGGAGAUGGACCCCACGGGACGAUACGGGCGGUACGACGACCUGCUUGGGACCGGCGCCGUGAAGCGGGUCUACCGGGGGUUCGAUCAGGAGGAGGGGAUCGAGGUGGCGUGGAACCAGGUCCGUCUUCGUAGCUUCGUUCAUGACCAGCAGAUGCAGGACCGGAUCUUCGCGGAAGUGAGGCUGCUGCAGUCGCUGCGGCACGACAACCUCAUCGCGCUCCACGACGUGUGGACGGACGACGACGGACGCAGCACGCUCAACUUCAUCACCGAGUUCUGCAACUCCGGCAGUCUCCGUGAGUACCGGAAUCGGCACCGCCACGUGUCGCUGAAGGCCCUCAAGAAGUGGUCACGCCAGAUACUGUUGGGCCUCGAGUACCUCCACAACCGUGAGCCCUGCAUCAUUCACCGCGACCUCAAUUGCUCCAACGUCUUCAUUAAUGGCAAUGUUGGCCAAGUGAAGAUUGGGGAUUUAGGGCUUGCUGCAGCCGUGGAGAAGAGCCACGCGGCUCACUCCGUACUGGGGACGCCGGAGUUCAUGGCGCCGGAGAUGUACGAGGAGGAGUACACGGAGCUGGUGGACAUCUACUCUUUCGGAAUGAGCGUGCUGGAGAUGGUGACCCGCGAGAUCCCCUACAGCGAGUGCGACAACGUCGCCAAGAUCUACCGGAAGGUGACGACCGGGGUGAGGCCGGCAGCCAUGGCGAAGGUCAAGGACCCGGAGGUUACGGCCUUCAUCGAGCGGUGCCUCGGCAGGCCACGGGUUCGACCUUCCGCCUCGGAACUCCUCAAUGACCCAUUCUUCCAUGGCAUCGACGAGGAUGGCCCCAGCUCUGCGCCGCCUCCGCCCCCUCUGCCGCCGCAGCCAUGGCCGUCGGCGCUUCUUGCAGGCCUCGCUCUCCUACAUCGUCAGCGGCCAGCAGUGCCGACAUCACUUCCCUCCCGGAUUGGUUGAGACAAUAAAUGGAGCUGGUUCGAUCGCUGACCAUUUGAUUCCCUUUUCUAGUGUACAUUAGCAGCAGUUUACUUGUGCGUUCUAAUACAUAGUAGUCGUGGUAAUAGAUUGAUUUGGCAGAGGUUACAUUUGUUGAUUUCUUUGGUUAAGAAAUGUUAAAAUAUUUGAGUUCGUCUGCUUC
Musa acuminata AAA Group (dessert banana) is the source of this 1536-nucleotide messenger RNA. RefSeq names its product probable serine/threonine-protein kinase WNK11. Gene Ontology annotation, molecular function: ATP binding; protein serine/threonine kinase activity. The transcript is spliced from 3 exons. The record is from RefSeq and is a predicted model, not a curated record. Gene Ontology annotation, biological process: intracellular signal transduction; protein phosphorylation. Gene Ontology annotation, cellular component: cytoplasm. The coding region runs from base 351 to 1355 and encodes 334 amino acids. NCBI's taxonomy places the organism in Eukaryota, Viridiplantae, Streptophyta, Magnoliopsida, Zingiberales, Musaceae.